AUGAGUUUCGUCCCCGUCAACCCGCGGCCCAUGCUGCAAGAGCUCGUCAGCAAGCCCGUCUUUGUGCGCUUGAAAUGGGGCGAGGUCGAGUACAAGGGCACGCUUGUGUCUGUCGACAGCUAUAUGAACCUGCAGCUGUCUGGCGCGGAGGAGUACAUUGACGACAAGCCCACGGGGUCUCUUGGCCAGGUGCUGAUCCGGUGCGUUGAAUUUCGCCUUGUGAAGUGGUUCUUUUAUGCUAACUGGAGUGAUGGUAGCUGUAACAAUGUUCUUUGGGUGAGAGGUGCAGAGGGCGGUGACGCCUCCAUGACGGGUUAG
[Torrubiella] hemipterigena is the source of this 318-nucleotide messenger RNA. The record is from the annotation of a GenBank genome assembly. NCBI's taxonomy places the organism in Eukaryota, Fungi, Ascomycota, Sordariomycetes, Hypocreales, Clavicipitaceae.